CCAUGUUCCACACUAAUACAUUUUUAGUUUAAAACUCCAUAGUCAGUUACCUAACGUCAUUGUUUUUGAAAGUAUCCAAUACUAGCGGGCGUUUUCAAAAGCUCAGUUUUAUGCAAAGGAAAACCCUGUUCUAGUGUGGAUGAGAGACGAAAAUCUAACUAGAUCAUUGCAUUUUCAAACAAAAAUAUAUUGGAUGUGGCCUAAGUUGUGCACAUCCCCAGUCCUUUGCAUGAUCAUUUAUUUAAUAUUUUUGGCUAAUUUAACUGUGGUCUUAUCUAGCAAGGAAAGUGUAGUCUCAGCCUUGUUUAAGACAUUUUACCAUGUUUAAAGGUGCAUUCAGUAGUUUGGAGCCAAUUUAAAAAGUUUUACACAUUAAUGAGUGAAUUGUGUUUUUUGUGAAGUUUGAACCGAAUGGUCAAUGGUCACUCACAUGAGAUGAAGACUGUACUCAUAAUAGUUUUCUAUAAAAAGUGUUUUAUUCUACAUGGUGCGGGUCACCCCCUUCAAUGUGUUUCGCCAUGUUGAAAUCACAUGACCCGUGGUGUUUCACUAAACGUCGAAGAAGAGAAUCCUCGCGCUCAUUGGCUGCCGCCUGUGUAGAUAGAUACGCUUGGUUAUGCUUAGAACAUUGUUGUUUGGUGACGCGAAGAGCGAAAAGAAUCAGAAUGAGCUUUAUUGCCAAGUAUGCUUACACACACAAGGAACAUUGUCAUGGUGACAGAACACAAUGGAACAUACUUAUUUAUCGUGCUUUAGCAGCGGAGACAACAGGAGAUCCAGUAGCUGUAUUGCUGAAGAAGCAAAAAAAGGUCUGAAGCAACUUGCUUCAAGCAAGAAGAAAAAAAACAAACAAACGGUAGCGGUAAGGCAUCUAUGUCUUCAUUAAUUUUGUGCAAAAUAGCUUGGCACAGCGAUUGUUGUGGAUUUUGUGUAAACCUUGACGUUGGUUGCUUGGAAAUAAAACGAGUUCUUCAAAUACAGUAUUCAUGGACAUGCUAAAUUUGAUCAUCAAAAACAAUUCUAAUCUUUCCUUUACCAUAACAUUCUGUAUCGCUAGAUAAUUGAGGUUUAUUUUAUGCUAAUCUCUCCAAAGAUUAUUGAUAUGAGGGACAAUAAUAAUCUAUCCUUAACAGUAGAAGCAUGUUCACUUCAUUUCUGACAUUUGUUUUUAGGCAAAGCAAAUAUAUUAUAGAAGUAAUAAAUAACUUUAGAAAUUACCUCAAACUCCGGCAUUUUCCAGUUGCAAAUGAUAUUCCAAAGCUGAUGGGGACAGCAGAGACGAUCAUGCUGAUCCACUUCAAAAGAUGGCAGUACAGCGUCUAACAUCACUGUAACAUCGGUACUUAAAGUACACGAAGAAGAGCAAUGCUAACGCUAGCUAGAGAACUACUGAAUGCCCCUUUAAAUCCAGAAUUCCACAGAUUAUCACCUAAAAUCAACGCACAAAAUGCCAAAUGGUCUGUAGAUUCCAUAUGGGCCCGCUUAUUGGUCUCUUUCAAGGAUAGUGGUGAUACGCUAUGCAUUUUUGUUGCCGUGUUUUUUUAUUUUGUUUUGUUUUUUGACUGAUACCAUGUCAUAAACCGGGGGAAGAAUCUUUUUCCUUUUAAGGGCCAUUCGAGUAUUUACAAAAUUAUUGGUGGACCAUACAAUUGCUUGCAAUUUCUGAUUGUGUGUUGAAAUAAAUGUACACAUUCUGUUACGUGCUCACGCAUUAAGAUUUUUUUUUAAUUAUUUUUUUUUAAUGGUCUUUCUAUUAUACUUUCUUUUUUUUGCUUGUUAUUAUUUAAAAUAAUUUUUUUUAUCAUUAAUAUAUUAAAUUAUGUAUUUCGUACAGUUAAUGGAACCAAGGACAGUGCAAAUGUCAAACAUUUUAGUGUCCUGUUGUGGACAACAUUAUGCACUAAUUAGGAUUGAAAAUAAGUCUUGGACCAAAUCACCAGUGUUCUCACCAUGGAGUUUUUGCAUCAACCUACAUGUUUCUGUGCUUUUCAUAAAAUUGCAAUGUAUUCUUUCCUGGCUUCUGCCCGUAAUUAUGCUGACAGGUCUCCAACCCUGCAUUAGUGUGGAAAUAAGUCAAAUCCUUAAUGCCUUGUUUUUCUUUGCAGUUUUUUUUCUCUCUCACCCUAUUAAGGCAGGAAAGGGUUACUUUCCAUGUUUCCUGUCCAAUUCCCCCAGCUCCAGCUCCUUUCGGAUCACUUUCUUCAUACUAAACAUUCCCAGGCUCCCAUAACCUCCUGGCUUCCUUACACUGGCCAAGAGAGAUCCCAGAACACCUGACAGAUGGAGAAAGAGAGUGAGAGAGAGAGAGCUUUGGAUGUGUGAUCACCCCUGCUUUGACAAAAAAACACUAGUCUUCCUAAAUGGAAACCUGGGACAGAGCGGAACAAACAGACCGAAGUUAUUUGGACCUGACCCAGUGAUGGACCUGCUGAGAUGGUCUAAAUAUAGUCCCGUGGUGUACUGACUAAUUGACCUGUGAGCAGUAAUCAUUCCCAUCCCCUGAAAGCUCUUAAACAGCGAAGAGAGUCGAGACACUGCUGCCCCCCUGCUGCGCCUGUGCCAAAUACUAGAACAAACAGAGCUGACCAAGCAGAUCCAUACAGUGAUGAACUCAGAGCUUCACUAUGUUUUCAUGUGUCUGUCUACACAGGUUUAAGUUAACUUGGACAGGAUAUGGAUUUUAUUGUUUAUUUUUCUAAUGUUACAUUGCAAGAUUUGAACUUUAGCAAAUGGAUUGUUGAAAUGAAAUACUUUUGGGAUGUUUUCUGACAUGCUAUAAUUAAUCUAAAACUAUUUUAAACUGCAUUUCACUAAUUCUGUCUUUAUAAUAAUUUUAUUUUGGGGCUUAUUAGCUCUUUUGGAGGACAGUAGAGGCAGAUAGGAAAGUUGGAUAGAGAGAGGGGGAACAGAAUCGGGACAUGACCUAGACUGGACUCUCCAUGUGCCAACAGCUCUUUAUGUGUAAUGAGCAAGUGCACUACCUUCUGUGCCACAGAUUCAAUUUGCUUAUUCUUUUAUCAUUAUUAUGCAUGUAGCUUUAAUGACCUCGUAUUAAUUGAGCCUGCAUGCCCUGUUGAAAAGACCAGCAUUGCUGGUGUCCCUACAAAGCUUCAUUACUAGUUUAUCCAGCAAAACGUCCUUGGUCAACUGGUUAACCAUUUUUUAUUUUAUUUUUUGCUUGUGAACAAUAUGGCUGCAAUGGUCCAUCAGCUAGACUAACCAGCUUGAACCGGCAUGAAUUUCCAUGCUGGUUCAGCAGGGUUGGGUAUUUCUAAUUUAAAAUUGUAUUUGUCACUGCAUGACUAUGUAAAGUAAGCUAAAUAAGGCAAAAGGGUGAUUAAAAAUGCUGAUAAACUUUAAAGAAAUGGUGACCAGUCACAGGACCUUAGAGAUGCACUGUCCCUUAAUACAUUCAUACAUUUUAAUCUAAAAUCUUGACGUUAUAAAAAAAAAAAAAAAAAAAAAUCAAUGGACAUGUUAAGCAUCAACUACAUUAAUACAUUGGCAUAACCAAAAGACGAAACAAACAAAUUUUAAGUAAUGUUUAGUGAAAUCAUCACAUUUUGGAUAAGAUCAUUCUUUUUAAGCCUGGGUCUCCCUAAAAUUGCUAUCUAAUUUGCAUAGGCACAUUACAGUUUCUAAAAAUGCCAGUAUUAAAAUGCUCUAGAAGCGCUAUGGCUGUCUUGCUCUUUGCACAAUCAGUAGAAAGCUCUCUGCCGAGAUACAGUGUAUGCUACCUGCUUCCGAGCACUGCUACACAGACCUGUGACCAAAGCUUAACCUUCGGUCUCACAUAGGAAGUGGCCGCCACCCACCGGAUAUCCUCGUAACUCCCACGGCUAAAUAAAGCCGCCGAGCGAAGCAGCUGAUAGCGAGUGAGAUGUUCGCCCUCUGCUGCUUCAGCUGCUGUCAUUCUGACACUGCAGCUUGUAAAAAAGCUAGAGUCUCUUCCUCUCUCAUUCAGGCUUAGAUUCUGAAUUGGGGUUGGAAGCUUCCUGUCCCUUUACUUACUACUGUGAGUGUAUAUGGCAUCUUUGGGGUCAUGCAGCCAGGGAAUGCUGGUUUUAUGUUAAACAGAGUGAGGUGCAGCCACAGAAGAGGAUGAAGGAGACAAGAGUUUCCUUUCUGAUGGCUUAUUUGCAUUUAGACGUGUUUUUAAAAAGACAAAUCGUUAAUUUAACUUAUCCAGAAAGCAAUCUGAGCUACAGGAUGUUUACAUUUAUUCAUUUAGCAGACGCUUUUAUCCAAAGAGCCUUAAAAAUGAGGAGAACAAUAGAAGCGAUUCAUCCUAGGGGAGACGGUAGGCAGCAACGUGCUGUAAUACAUGUUUCAAAGGUUAGAGACAGAGGAAGAAUGGAAAGAUUUUUUUUUUUUUUUUUAAGCAAAGAGUACAUUAUUAGGGAGGGGACUCACUUGAGAGCUGUGUUUUUAGGUGUUUUUUGAAGGAGGCUAGAGAAACAGCUGCUCGAGUGGAGUUCGACAGGUCGUUCCACCAGCGGGGCACAGUCGAAGUAAAAGUCCAGGAAAUUGAUUUUUGUGUUUGUAGUGGCAUGGUCACUGGGGUUCUAAAUACAGUUAUUAUUUAACUAUUUAAUUAUUUUUAUACACAAUUUACAUUCAUAUUUAUUCAGACUACUCAAUGAUAACUCUAAGACUUUAUAGAUAUUACGGUUUCAUUUUCUGUAAAGCUGCUUUGAAACGAUGUGUGUUGUAAAAAGCGCUAUACAAAUAAAAAUGACUUGACUUUCUAUUAGAUGGCACCGCGAGACGCCGAUCCCCUGCAGAACGCAAGCUUCUGGCGGGCACAUAAACUGGAAGGAAUGAGUGAAGAUAGGGGGUGCAGAGCCAGUGGUUGUUCUGUAAGCAAGCAUCAAUGCCUUAAACUUAACAAGAGCAACCAUUGGCAGCCAGUGCAGUUCGAUGAAGAGAGGUGUAACGUGCCCUCUCUUGGGCUCGUUGAAGACCAAUCGUGUUGCUGCAUUCUUGAUCAAUUGCAGAGGUUUGAUUGUACAUGCAGGAAGACCUGCCAGAAGAGCAUUGCAGUAGUCCAAUCUGGAUAAAAUAAGAGCCUGGACAAGGAGUUGUGUAUCAUGCUCAGAGAAGAAGGAUCUUAUCUUCCUAAUGUUGUACAAAGCAAAUCUGCAUGAUCGGGCAGUCCUUGCAAUGUGGUCUGAGAAGUUCAACUGAUCGUCGAACACAUAACAUCAAGAUUUCUGGCUGUCCUGGAUGGUGUAAUCUUUGACAAGUGGAGUUGAAUGGUGAAAUUGUGAUGAACAGCUGGGCUCGCCGGAACCAUGAGAAGCUCCGUUUUUACAGGAUUGAGUUAGAGGUGGCGUUCUUUCAUCCAAUCUGAAAUGUCUCCCAGGCAGCUAGAGAUCUGAGCAGCUACCGUAGAAUCAUCAGGCUGGAUUGAGAGGUGAGCGGAGGGCUGUGGAAGGAGAAGAGGAGAAAGAAGGGGACUGCGGGUGGUCUUGAGACAGAGGUGCUGAAGAUUCUUUUGGAUCUUCAGUGAUAGUGUGGCAGGCAUGAAAACCCAAGAGCCCCGUUCCAGCCCUCUGAAAUCACAUACACAGAGUGAUGCACGGCCCCAGUCCCAGAUGAAGGGUCUCCAGUUUCGCAGCAUUGCCCCCAAAGCCCCUGCAAUGGUUCCAUCACCUGCAGUCCUGUCCUGCCAGCCUCCCUCAGCCCUUCCAGAAGCAUCCACGGCUGUCAGCCCCAAAUCCAUCCUCGUUCCUGCCCGGAACUACGCCCUCAUGCAAGUGGCUGGACAAGAGGGGACCUUCUCAUUAGUGGCCUUACCUCAGACACAACAGCAACAGUCAAUCCAGAAGAACCUUAAGCUGCCUAUUCCAAGAUACCAACCUGUGAGAAGCAGGGGCGCUCCAGAGAAAGCCAGUUGCAAGACACCGAGUCCAGCCAAGGUUUCGGCCACAACACAGGUUCGAUCAUCUGCUUUAACAGAGCAGAGUCCAGACCCAUCAUCUGAGAAGCUUGUUAUGAUUGACACUGCUUCAUCUGAGAUCUUUGUUGCACCCUUGCUACCAGGUUCACAGACAGAUCGAACAGUGGAACAAAAGAGUAAUGGAGGUCCACUCAACAACCUACACUACCCUUCUGGAGCCUCCAAAACCACGCUUGUUGCCCCUGUCAAUAAUAUCUCACCGGUUAAAACCCCAAUUGAGAGUCCAGCCUCAGCUGGCGGUGCCAUCACAGUUCUCUCUCCCACUAUCUUCAGCAAAGCUGUUCAGAUCAUUCCAUCUCCACCCAAGGGAAAGCUGCCCAUCCUACCCUAUGCCAAAGUGAAAAACUCCCUCCUGGCACCAUCCUGCCUUUCCAGCACCCAGCUCUCAGAGAGGCAGACUGUAAGUGGAGCCAAACCUCCAGACAGCAAAGCCAAGACCACAGACAACAAAGUUAGAAUUGAAAGCCAAGACCCUAACACCCAGUUGAAGAAGCCUCAAGGCAAAAGGCGAGGGAGGAAGAGGAAAACCAUGGAGGAUAUUCUGGCCUUCGAGGCCCGAAAGAAGAGAUCCUUGUCAUUUUUCAGAAGGAGAGUACCUGAGAAACCUCCAACUAGUGUGAGUUCUGCCUCCCAGGAGAAGUUGCUUGACCUAUCAAAAAAAUAUCGAAGUAUUCGUCCCAAGCCAGUACUGGUAAUGGAAGCCACUGUUCCACAACUUGUACCACUUCCUUCCUUGUCAACUCCAGAGUACUCUGAUCAGGAGCUCUCAGUAGGGAAGCAGAUAUCAGAAAAACGAUCAAGUGCUACCCAGUCUUCUCAAGCCAAUGAUCAGAUGCCUGUUAUAGAUGGUGAAGGUGGUGGAGCAUUGGUUUACGUGGAAAGUCGUCCACUACAUCGCUGUCCUACCUGCAGCAGGUGUUUCCAGUUCAAGCAUCACUUGCAGAGUCACAUGAACAGCCACAGUAACCUACGGCCUUAUGUCUGCCCUGUGUGCAGGAAAGCUUAUGCUCACUCGGGCAGUCUGAGCACUCAUAUGAAGCUGCACCAUGCGGAAAGCAGACCCAGGAAGAGCCUUUGCUGUGAGUUCUGCGAGAAGUCGUUUGGCUAUGUCGGUGUCUACUUCAGCCACUUGAGAGAGGUGCACAGAGUCAUACUCACUGUGGAGCCAUCCAUCAGUCAACACGAGGAAAACAUGCCUAUAGAAAUAUCUCCAGAGGCUGAUGAACAGGCCUCAGAACAUGUUGACCCAGUAGAGCUACAGAUUAAGUGUGGCCGCUGCCAGGCCAUCACACCUACCUUUGCUGACAUGAAGCUGCACUUGCUGUACGUGCACGGUGAAGAGGUCCAAGUGCGACUAAGAGAGGGGGCCUCGUGCAGAGGUCGCGAAGCAGAAGAUGAGCUGGUCAAACAUGCGGCACAUUACUGGAGACAGCUUAAUGAGAAACGCAAUCUAGUGCACUGCGGCACUUGCGACGAAGAAUUUAUCUCCUUUUCCAAGUUUAAACGGCACCUCCACUCUCACCAUCAAGGAGCCAGAGAGAGUCGAGAAGUGGAAGAGGAAGGGUUUGUAGGAAAGGACGACCAUGUAUUAAAGGGUUUGAGUAAAGCUUUAAUGUUGAGGGUGGGGUCCCACUUUAACUGCAUCCUUUGCAGUAAGGUGUUCAACAAGAAACAGGAAGUUAUGGAGCAUUGGGGAGCACAGCACAAUUGUGAAAACCCCACCCUUCUAUGGGAUGUCCUGGACUUUAAGGGGAAGAACAUGCCUAAUGAUGGGCCAAAUUAACUGCAAAUAAGGUAAAUUAUUAUUUUCUCCACGUGUCAACUGGGUAGUUCAUACAAAAUGCAGUUACAUGAAUGCAAAAACAGUCCACUAAUAGACUCACUCGUUAUGUUAUUUUCAAUGAUGUCUUUUGCACUUUUUUCUCUAUAUACACUACUGGUCAAAAGUUUUGAUACACUUGACACUUAAAAGUGUUUUGAUCUGAAGACGUAAGCUUAAAUGUUUGAAAUGAGUUUUGUAGACAAAAAUAUAUUUGUGCCACCAUAUUAAUUCUUUUAUUAUAAAACUAAAAUUUAAUUUAAAAAAAAAGGGGGGUUUUGAAAUUGAUGACUUGGACCAAAUAAUAAAGAAAAGCAGCCAAUAAGUGCCCAACAUAGAUGGGAACUCCUUCAAUACUGUUUAAAAAGUAUCCCAGGGUGAUACCUGAAGAAGUUGGUUGAGAAAAUGUCAAGAGUACAUGUCUGCAAAUUCUAGGCAAAGGGUGACUACUUUGAAGAUGCUAAAAUAUAACACAGUUUUGAUUUAUUUUGGAUUUUGUUUAGUCACAACAUAAUUGUUCCAUUUAUGUUAUUCCAUAGUAUUGAUGACCUUACUAUUAUUGUAAAAUGUGAAAAAAAAAAAAAAUUAUAAUAAAGAAUGAGUAAAUGUUUCAAAACUUUUGACCGGUAGUGUAUAUAAUCUCAGAUGUUGUUUUGUAAUGCUUGAAUGUUGUAAUGUUUAUUUGUGUAUGUUUUAUUUUUUUUUUUUUUUUUUUUUUUUUAUGUGUUUAAUGAAUAACAACAGCAUGAAGUACUGGCAUAAAACUCAAAUCUCCAAAAUUCCAUCACAAACAUUAUGAUGGCCCAGGUGCAGAGGUAAUAUAAAUGCAAUGUAAAUGAGAGACCCAAGGAGGAUAAUUAUAAUUUAUGGUUUUUGGAGACAUUGUGUGUAAGUGCUUCAGUUUAAUGAAUCAGGUGAAACAGGCUAACAAAGGCAGGCUCAUCAAAAAACAUAUUGCCACUCAGACAAAUUGAGAAUUUGCAAUACACUGAAUAUAAAUGGAGCAUGAUUAGCAUGCUUGAAAUAACAUUUGAACAUUUGAAGUAACAACAAAUUAUCAGUGACAUUUCACAAACACAUAUAUAUCAUCAUGCAAUUUCAGUCCUCAUUCCACAACUGCCAGAAAAACUCUGCCAAGAGUAAUUUGUCUUAGACAGAGGCCCACUAAUAAAGAUUAAAAAAUAUCCCUGAGAGAUUAAAAAAAAAAAAAAAAAAAAAAAACUGGUUUAGUAUGAAUGUGUAUGUUAAGAAUGUUCAGUGUUGUAUUAUUGGAUGGAUAUUUUAUAUAUUUGUAAAUAUUUUUCCUUGCAUGGUGAUGUAUUUAAAUGAUCUGUUUGUUUAAACAUUUGUGUUUCCAUUUAUAAUAUAUAUAUAUAUAU
Myxocyprinus asiaticus (Chinese sucker) is the source of this 9160-nucleotide messenger RNA. Its product is annotated as zinc finger protein 438-like. Gene Ontology annotation, cellular component: nucleus. The transcript has 6 exons. Gene Ontology annotation, biological process: regulation of gene expression. NCBI's taxonomy places the organism in Eukaryota, Metazoa, Chordata, Actinopteri, Cypriniformes, Catostomidae. The coding region runs from base 5526 to 7745 and encodes 739 amino acids. The record is from RefSeq and is a predicted model, not a curated record.